This is a messenger RNA of Panicum virgatum (switchgrass), 1232 nucleotides long. Its product is annotated as peptide chain release factor 2. The record is from RefSeq and is a predicted model, not a curated record. Gene Ontology annotation, cellular component: chloroplast. Gene Ontology annotation, molecular function: translation release factor activity. Gene Ontology annotation, biological process: translational termination. NCBI's taxonomy places the organism in Eukaryota, Viridiplantae, Streptophyta, Magnoliopsida, Poales, Poaceae. The transcript is spliced from 6 exons. Bases 100 to 855 code for a protein of 251 amino acids.
UUCCACUAAAAAAAAGGUCCUCCCUCCCGAUCCUGGCUGGCACCUCCGGUUACCGGCCGCGCCGCGCCUCCGCCCACCGCCGCCCGCCCCACAGCUGAAAUGGCUCGAGCGCUGCUCCUGCGAGUAGCCCGCUACCCGCCCCUCCCGGCCUCAUCCGCGCUCCCCCAGCCGCGGCUCCUGCCGCUCCGCCGACACGCGCCCUCCCCGCUCCGCUUCGGCCCCUUCGCGCUCCCCCCCUCCUCGUCCGCGUCCACCAGCUCGGAUGCUCCCAGCGACGGCGGGGGCGGCCGCACGGGGGGAGAGGAUGGGGCGGGGACCGGCGCCCGCGUCGACUACUUGGGGAUGAGCGACGAGGAGCUCAUGGAGCAGUGCGAGAUGGGCACGUUCAAGGCGUCCGGCCCCGGCGGCCAGCACCGCAACAAGCGCGAGUCCGCCGUCCGCCUCAAACACCGCCCCACCGGCAUCAUCGCCCAGGCUGUGGAGGAUCGGUCACAACAUAUGAACCGGGCAUCAGCUUUGUCUCGGCUUCGAACCCUCAUUGCUCUUAAAGUUAGGAGGCCGAUAAACCUUGAGGACUACACUCCACCUGUUGAGCUUCUUCAGAUAUUGCCCCUGAAGUCCACCGUUCGAGGAAAAGACGUUGGCCCACAAAUUGGUCCAAAUAACUCAAAAUUUUCUCCGGGAAUGCAAGCUCUAUUAGAUCUGCUGUUUGCUGUUGAAGGUUCUGUUUCAGAUGCAGCAAAGAUUUUAGGCCUAAGCACUGGUGCUUUGUCAAGAUUGAUCCUGUCAGAUGAUUCUCUCCGAACAGCUGCAAAUGAACUGCGAGCUUCGAAGGGACUGAAGCCUCUAAGAUGAAUUCUGUGUUAUUGUCACCUUCAAUUCAAACGCACCAUAGCCCAAGUGCCAGAUUGCAUAGAAGUCAGGAGCCAUGAUUCCAAGGGAAACCUUCGGGCCCUAUACUCAUUGUGUUGGUUCAAGGAAUAUUAAAUGUCAGUUAAGAUUAACCCAAACAUGGUCAAUAUGAAGCUUCUAUCUCUUCAGAAUGUCCUCGUUCUGUAUUACAUAUAUCCCAAUGUUCUCCAACGCCACUGUACUACCUUUUUGGAUGAAUCUCCAUGUUAACCACUAAGUCUUACUAGUUGACAGAAAAAGGUUGUUGAAAUGGAUGCACUGAAUUGCAUAUUGGAUCAGCUGUAACUACUGAUGGGUAUAUAAUGUCUUCUUUUUUUACA